AUGGCUUCCUCUGAACAGAACUUUUCGGGUGCGCUGUCGACUUGGAAAGGCAUCAACUUGUCUGAACUUCAGACAACACUGGAUGUUCAGGGCAUUGAGCUUGUUGAGAAUCAGAAAGAAAGCGUAGUUGGUCGUAAGGCUCUUGCAGAUCGCACUAAAGAGUUCAAAAAGAUACCGGAUGAAGACAAGCUAGCUGCUUUCAAAGGCUUGCUAAAAGCAUAUCAAACAGAGAUAGAUAAUCUCACUAAACGAUCCAAGUCUGCGGAAAAUGCGUUCCUCAACGUAUAUAAAGUCCUCGCCGAAGCACCUGACCCUUACCCUCUCCUUGAAGCUGCUAUUGACCAGACAGUCAAGGCUGCUGAGGCGCGCGAACUUGAAGUAGAACUGCAACGGAUACGCGAUGAGAACGCUGAAUUGCGAAAGCGCCUGAAUGAAGCUAGUGCCUUGGAAGCUGCCAAGAAGAAGACAGAUACGCGCAUAGAGCAACUUGAGCAGAAGAUGGAAGAGAUGAUCCAGGAGAGGGUCAUACAGAAAGAGAACGAGCUCAAUGCCACAUAUGAUGAGAAAAUACGCAAUUAUGAGGAACGUGAGCAGGAUCUUCAGCGCCAAAUUGCCCUCACAAGAAGUCAGCUUAGGGACUUGCGUAUGUCGAAUGAAACUAAUCAAGCAAAAUUGUUCGACCAUACCCAACGUCAAGACCAAGAAGUUGUAGCGAAAUUAGCUGAGCUGGAUAUGAUGGCCGCUGACCUCGAACAAGCCAACAGCCGAGUCGCAACCGUAGAGCGACGAAACGAGCUCCUGCGUGCAGAAAUUGAAGCAAUUAAAAGCGGGAAGGGGCACUCCGACCGCGUACAAGAUCUUGAGAACAAAAUUACAGAACUUGAAGCCGAGAUCGAUCAGCUCUCUCAGGCACUCGAAGCUCAGAAGUCGAUGUAUAUCGAUUCACAAGCUAUGGCUGUCAAGAACAUUGAGGAAAUUGCGAAGGAGUCACAGACCAAGUCGGGCGAGAUCGAGCAGUUGAAGCAGAAGCUGAAAAACUACAGUGAUUACGACGAGAUUAAGCGAGAGCUUGAAAUUAUGAAGUAUGUAGAGUUUGCUGGGCUAGAGGAUGAGGAUCAGGACGAUGCAUAUGUCAAUGGCAAAAGUGACGCACUCGGCUUGCAACUUCCAGACCCAAAUGCGGAGAAAGCAAAUGCUCAGCAAGGACGAUCUCUUGAGGUUCUGUUGGCUACAAAGAACAAGCGAAUUCUAGAGGAGUUGACCAAAUUUAGGAUUUUACAUGGAGAGCUGGAAGUAUCCCUACAAGCAGCCCGAGUGGAGCUUGCAGUCACCGAGUCUGAGUUGGACAAACAACGCGCGCUCAAUGAGAAGCUCGAGAAUGACCUCCUGCAACUUGAUCAACGCAAAACCAACGGAGACUUCAGUCAUACUUCUGAUUCUCUCGACCUGUUGGCCUCAGGUUCUGCGGAUGCGCUGGCAGGUCUUGAGCUUGGGAAGAGAACCAACGACUCUUCGGCGAGAACUACGCCAAUACCCUUUGUCCCUUCGGCAGACACGUCCAUUUUGCCAAUUGUAACAAGUCAAAGAGACAGAUUCCGACAACGGAACGCUGAAUUGGAGGAUGAGUUACGCAAGCAAUUCAAUAUCAUCUCUGAGCUCAGGGGAGAGGUUAAGAGUCUUCAAGCAGAUAAUCUCAAACUCUACGAGAAGGUCCGCUAUAUGCAAAGCUACCGGGAAGACGCGGCCGUGCGGCCCUCCACUCUCGACCCGAUGCCGUCUAGUAGUCCUCGUCCAGAUGACAUGAGCAAGUAUCGCACGCGCUAUGAGGAAGCUAUGAAUCCGUUUCAAGCAUUCCGGGGAAGGGAGGCGACACGAGCUUACGAAUCUCUUAAUCCACUGGAAAGGGGAGUCCUCACGUUAACCAGAGCUAUUUUGGGUAAUCGUCGAACGCGGACCGCUUUCAUUUGUUAUGCGAUCGCGUUACAUCUUCUUGUCAUGUUCACCACUUAUGAGUGCACUACGUCAUCUGGAUCACAGCUACAGCGACAACCUAGCCCAUUUAGUUCAUAA
Molecule: messenger RNA, 2070 nt
Organism: Fibroporia radiculosa
Lineage: Eukaryota; Fungi; Basidiomycota; Agaricomycetes; Polyporales; Fibroporiaceae
Exons: 18
Coding region: 1-2070 (689 amino acids)
Biological process (GO): intra-Golgi vesicle-mediated transport
Cellular component (GO): Golgi membrane
Source: RefSeq, a predicted model, not a curated record